AUGGGUAAAAAACAGAAAGAGGAGACAAACGCGGAGUCCGAGUAUGGAGAACCUGCUGUGUAUGACCCGACCUUUAACGGACCCAUAAAGAAAAGAGGGUGCACUGAUAUCAUCUGCUGUGUCCUGUUUAUGCUCGUCAUCCUCGGCUACAUUGUAGUCGGGAUAAUAGCUUGGCUCUAUGGAGAUCCUCGGCACGUUCUUUAUCCGAGAAACUCAACCGGAUAUUUCUGUGGCACCGGACCAAAUCAUGACAAACCCAAUUUGUUCUACUUCAAUAUUCUUAAAUGUGCGACGUCCGUCAACAUAAUGGCGUCUACUCUUAAUGGUUUCCAGUGUCCAACCACACAGGUGUGCGUUGAAAAAUGCCCAGAUCAAUUCUUUGCCGUCAUGGUGGACAAAUACUUUCCUGGUGUAAAGCCAGCAGAUGUUUUCACUCAGAGCCUCUGUGUGCCAUCUCUAGACUUGGCAAAAACUAAGUUUACUGUUUCAGAAAUUGUAGAAAAGGAGUUGUGUCCCUACUUCUAUACGCCAACAACCUCAGUGCUGGGGAGAUGUAUGCCCGACCUCAAGGUGCUGUCGGGUAUACCUCCGAGCUUUUCCAAUCUUCCACACUUGCCCGGCUCCGUCAACGACACCAUCAAAACCCUCUUGAACGGCACUGCGGACAUUGUGAAUGGCUUCAAUGCUCGAGAGAUUGGCGUCCGAAUCUUUGAGGAUUUUGCGUCGGCAUGGCCGUGGAUCCUCGUUGGUCUCGUAAUAGCCAUGAUGGUCAGUUUAUUGUUCCUGCUGCUGUUGAGAUUCACCGCUCCAGUCAUGGUUUGGGUGCUCAUCAUAGGAGUCCUGGGUGCUGGAGCUUAUGGAAUAUGGCACUGCUACUGGGAGUACGAUAACUACAACAGAAUCUCUGCUAGUAUUAAUGACAUCGGUUUCACUACCAACUUCAAUGUUUACCUGCAAGUCAAAGAGACCUGGCUGGCCUUCUUGAUCAUCAUUUCCGUGGUGGAGGGCAUCCUUCUCUUAACCCUCAUCUUCCUGCGGAACAGGAUCCUCAUCGCCAUCGCCCUCAUCCAGGAGUCCAGCAAAGCGAUCAGCCACAUGAUGUCCGCUCUGCUCUACCCUAUCAUCACCUUCGUUCUCCUGCUGGUGUGUGUCGCUUACUGGGGUGCCACUGCUUUAUAUUUGGCCACUUCAGGAGCCCCGAUAUACAGAGUAGUGGCUCUGAACUCCACUGAGGGUGACUGUAGGGAUAUCAACGCCACCGAUACCUGUGACCCUAAGAACUUCACCGCGUCAGCUUACCCAGGCUGUUCCUCCGCCAGCUGCAUCUUCAUCAAAUACAACGACGAAGGUCUCCUCCAGAGGAACAUCUUCAACCUGCAGAUCUACAACGUCAUCGCUUUCCUCUGGUGUGUCAACUUCGUCCUCGCCUUGGGGCAGUGCACGCUGGCGGGGGCCUUUGCCUCUUACUACUGGGCCUUCGACAAGCCGGGCGAUAUCCCCAUGUUCCCCCUGUGCGGAGGAUUCAUGCGCUCACUCAGGUACCAUGUGGGCUCUUUGGCGUUCGGGGCUUUGAUCCUGACUCUGGUGCAGCUCGUGAGGAUCAUCUUGGAGUACAUCGACCAUAAAACCAGAGAGGCACAGAAUCCGGUUGCACGUUUCAUAAUGUGCUGCUUGAAGUGCUGCUUCUGGUGUCUGGAGAAAUUCAUCAAGUUCCUCAACAGGAACGCCUACAUCAUGAUCGCCAUUUAUGGGAAAAACUUCUGCGUCUCGGCCAAAAACGCUUUCCUGCUGCUCAUGAGAAAUUGUGUCAGGGUGGUGGUGCUCGAUAAAGUGACGGACCUGCUGCUGUUUUUUGGGAAGCUCCUGGUGGUCGGAGGAGUGGGUGUGUUGUCCUUCUUUUUCUUCUCUGGUCGAAUACCUCUACCAGGCAACACCUUCCGCUCCGAAACCCUCAACUAUUACUGGACGCCAAUUAUUACUGUGGUGUUCGGCAGCUACCUCAUCGCUCACGGAUUCUUCAGCGUGUACAACAUGUGUGUCGAUACGCUCUUCCUCUGCUUCUUGGAGGACUUGGAGCGUAAUGACGGAUCUCAGCAGAAGCCGUACUACAUGUCCAAAAACCUCAUGAAGAUCCUCAACAAAUCCAACAAGGCAGCAAAAAAGGGAAAAGCAAAAGACUGA
Scomber japonicus (chub mackerel) is the source of this 2181-nucleotide messenger RNA. It is a transcript of the gene slc44a4, whose product is annotated as solute carrier family 44 member 4. Bases 1 to 2181 code for a protein of 726 amino acids. Lineage: Eukaryota; Metazoa; Chordata; Actinopteri; Scombriformes; Scombridae. The record is from RefSeq and is a predicted model, not a curated record. The transcript has 22 exons. Gene Ontology annotation, biological process: choline transport; thiamine pyrophosphate transmembrane transport. Gene Ontology annotation, cellular component: plasma membrane. Gene Ontology annotation, molecular function: thiamine pyrophosphate transmembrane transporter activity.